AUGAAGUACAUGAAGCUGGGGUCUAAGCCGGACACCUUCUACACCGAAGACGGCACCAGGUAUAGCAUGGAUUAUCUCCCUCUCUUUCUCUCUCUAAGAUCUGAGCUUGGGCAGGUCCGUCGAUUAUUGUAGAGCUUGACGAUCAUGCAGGUCCCUGUUAUCCGAUGUGCCCAGCGAUCUUCUCGUCCAGGUCAACGACACCAGAUACCGACUGCACAAGGUGAACUCCUCCGGCCAUCUAUCUCUUUCUAGAGCAGCAACGUCUUAUCCUGAUUUGGAUGUUGUUCUUGUUCUUCGGUGUUGCAGUUUCCACUUCUGCUCAAGUGCGGGCUCCUCCAGAGCCUCUGCGCCGACUCGGCGGAGGCGGCGCUGGCAGACCCACCGGGAGGAGAGGAGGGGUUCGAGCUCUGCGUCAAGUUCGCCUACGGCAUCGCCAUCAACCUGAGCGCCCACAACCUCGUCGCCGCCGUCUGCUCGGCGAGGUUCUUGAAGAUGACGGAGGCCGUCGCCAGGGGGAACCUGGUCAUGAAGCUCGAAGCCUUCUUCGAUUCCUGCGUCCUCCGCGGCUGGAAGGACUGCAUCGUCACCCUCAACACGGCCAGGAAGUUCGCCGUUUGGUCGGAGAGCCUCGGCAUCGUCCACCGCUGCAUCGAGUCCCUCGUCCACAAGAUCCUCACUCACCCCUCCAAGGUCAUCCCCUAGAGAGAGACAGAGAAGAGAGAGAGAGAGAGCCGUAGAUCUAACUCUUCUUCUUCUUGCUUGAUUGCUUGCUAGGUUUCGUGGUCCUACACUUACACCAGGCCAGGGUUCUCCGGGAGGGAGAGUAGAACAGUUCCGAGGGACUGGUGGACGGAGGACAUCUCAGAGCUCGACUUCGAGCACUUCCGGACAAUCAUCUCCGCCAUCCGCUCCACCAAGGAGAUCCCCCCUUCGCUGGUCGGGGAAGCUCUCCACGUCUACGCCUGCAAGCACCUCCUCCUCCCCGAUCCUGCAGCAACCUCCUCCUCCGAAGAGUCCCCGUCGCUCGCCGGGCGGCGCCGCCUGCUCGAGUCCCUCGUCGGCAUGAUACCCGCAGAUCACGGCUCCGUCUCGGGGAGGUUCCUCCUCCGGCUGCUCCGGGCUGCGGCGCUGCUCGGGGCCUCGUCGUCGACGACGGCGGAGCUCGUGAGCAGAUCCGGCCGGCAGCUCCACGAGGCGGCGCCGCCGGACCUGCUCUUCCCCUCCCCCUCCGACCCCAAGUCCUACAACCUCGACCUGGUGGAGCUCCUCCUCGAGAACUUCCUGCGGCAGCUCCGCUACUCCGACGGCGGCAGCGCCGCCACCGCCUCCGUGAAGAAGGUGGUGAAAACGAUCGAUGCCUACCUGCGGAUCGUCGCGGCGUCCGCCGGCACGCCGGCGGCGAAGUUCACCGCCCUCGCCGACGCCCUGCCGGAGAUCUCCCGUCCCGAACACGAUGAUCUGUACUGGGCCGUCGACACCUUCCUCAAGGUAAUAAAAAAAAACUCAAAGCUGCCUCAGAGCCUUAGCUCGUGACGGCCCAUUGAUGGGAAGAUGAACUCGGAACCGCUCGCAGGAACACGCGGAGCUGAGCAAGGAGGAGAAGAAGAAACUCUGCAGACUGAUAGACUGCCGGAACCUCUCCGCCGACGCUCGCUCCCACGCCGUUACCAACGACCGCCUGCCGCUGAGGACGAUCGUGCAGGUUCUCUUCGCAGAGCAGGAGAAGGCGGCGGGCGGCGGCGGCGGCGGCGGCGCCGGGAGUAGCCAUGGCAGCCCGCGCUCCGCCACCGCCGAGGACGGCUACUCGCAAGGCGGAGGCCAGUGGCAGAGGAAGAAGGCGUAG
Spirodela intermedia is the source of this 1843-nucleotide messenger RNA. NCBI's taxonomy places the organism in Eukaryota, Viridiplantae, Streptophyta, Magnoliopsida, Alismatales, Araceae. The record is from the annotation of a GenBank genome assembly.